Messenger RNA from Tachysurus fulvidraco (yellow catfish), 1420 nucleotides. It is a transcript of the gene erich2, whose product is annotated as glutamate-rich 2. Bases 183 to 1112 code for a protein of 309 amino acids. The transcript is spliced from 11 exons. NCBI's taxonomy places the organism in Eukaryota, Metazoa, Chordata, Actinopteri, Siluriformes, Bagridae. The record is from RefSeq and is a predicted model, not a curated record.
UUAGAGGUGGAAACGUCCGUUGUCAUAGAAACGGCACGCUUGCGGGUUUAUAAUAUGAUCUAGUUGAUAAUAAAUAUUAAAUACCGUUUACUUGAAACAAUUAUUUGGCGUUACAGAUGAGCUCCUAAACCAACAGCUGCACUUUAAUAACUUAUUGACAGUGUCUGGGAGCCGCAGGUCAGAUGAGCAGGCUACAGUGUGUCGGGACGUCCUCAAAAGUCCCCUCAAAGGAUGCAGAAGCUGUAAAACCAGGAAUCCUGAACUUCAGAGAUGGACCAGUGAAUAAAUCAGUCCAGUGCCCAAAACAGCCUCAGAAAUCCAAACUGAGCACUCAGCCAGAGGGACAUCAUCCACCAGCGAUCACUGAGAGAAGACCUGACAAAGGAGAUGACAGGAACACAGUGGAUCCAGAGCUGGUCUCAGAUCCUCAGCAGAAGAGCAUCUUUAAAAAGACAAAUGUCAAGCACAGACCAUCCCGGAGCGAGCCACACACCGGUUUACAGGCUGUGUCGGCUGCAGACACGAACACGCACAGGCGAGGAAAGUCACACAGACCCUCUGCUCCUGUCAGUACAGAAGAGAAGUCCGUAAGUGUGGAAUGUGUGCCGAACCUACAUGAACCUGUAGUCCAGGUGCCCCGACAACCAGGAAUGCCAAAAUGUGGAUCUGACCAAAGCACAAGAGAGGAAGAGAAUGGAGAUGAAGAAGAGGAGUGUGAAGAAGAGGAUGAGGACACGGCUGAGAUCCGUGCUCCCAUUGAGCUGCUUGCAGAGUUUUUAAAGGCUGUGAUGGAAAGGAAGUAUGCACUUGCCAAGAAACUCUGCCAAAUGAUUCUUAUUUAUGAACCAGACAACCCCGAGGCCAAACACUUCCUCCCGCUAAUUGAAGAGAGACUACUGAUAGAAGAAACCCAGAAAUGCACCAGCAGUGAAGACAACACAUCUGAUGACUAUGAUGAUGAUGAUGAUGAUGAUGAUGAUGAAAGCAGCAGUAGUGGUGAUGAUGAUGAUGAUGAUGAUGAUGAUGAUGAUGAUACAGGUACUGAUACAGAUGGAGGAAACAGCUGCUCAUCAUCAUCUGACAGAGAGAAGGAAGUCAUUAUCCAGCAGUGAAGGCCGUCUCCUCAACAGCUGUCUAAACCUAUAUGCACAUUUUUGGGUUAUUACCGUAAUGUCCCUUAAGUUUCAUUGUGCCUUUACUAUUAUAUUAUAUCCUGCAAUACUUUGAAGAUCAAAGCACAACUAAAUUUAAUUCUGAAUAAUAUCUGAAUAUUAUAUUUUUUUCUGAAUAGUAAUUGUGUAGUGACAUACUGUUCAGUAAUGUACUAUGCAGUUUGGGACAAAGCCCAAGUACACAAAAAUUCACUGAUGGUCUGUAUUACUAAUUUUCUGAGAAUAAAAUUGUACAUUGUACACAAGAA